Molecule: messenger RNA, 2468 nt
Organism: Xenopus laevis (African clawed frog)
Lineage: Eukaryota; Metazoa; Chordata; Amphibia; Anura; Pipidae
Gene: tomm40l.L
Product: mitochondrial import receptor subunit TOM40B
Exons: 10
Coding region: 471-1394 (307 amino acids)
Source: RefSeq, a predicted model, not a curated record
CAAACGGGGUCAAAUAACAUCCCCAGCCUGGCGGCCAAUGACAGACAAAAGAAUUUCCUUAUCUUGCUGCGAACCAGCCCCUUCUCAUUUAUACACUCGUUUACUCAGAAAACCAGUAUUCUGUCAGCGCUUGCCCUUUUCAACGAUGGCGGCGGAAGCGUCUGACGUCUCGCGGGAAUUCUCUUUUUGCCCGCACUUGCAAUGGCCGCUUUCCAAGGAGAGCAGCUUGUGACUGGCACUUGUGUUCUGUCAGAGAGAGGGAAGCCUUGAUGAAGCCGGCGCCUCAGGGAUAAUUGGGACAAGGUGGGUGACUCCGGGCUCCAUCAUUAAAUCUCCUCGUGAGGAAAUGUCUGUCGCCAGCGGCUCGCCCCACGUUUAUCCAUCACCGAGAAUAGAACAGCCGCACUGACCCGCAAGAACCCCGAGUUUUAUUCCUCCCCCUCCAGGGUCAGCGCUGUGACUGAGGCAUCAUGGGAAAUGUUGUGGCUAUGGCCGCCUCUCCGGCGUAUUGGAUGGCGCACAAAAAAAGGGCCGCCCUGCCCAGUCCAGGGAGCUUUGAUGAGCUGCACAGGAGCUGCAAAGAGGUGUUCCCACAGCAAAUGGAAGGUGUGAAGCUAAUUAUCAACAAGCCCCUUAGUAGUCACUUACAGGUCAGCCACUCGAUUCACAUGAGCACAUUGGGCCAGUCCAGCUACCACUUCAAUGCAAAGUAUGUGGGAGACAACCAGCCCAGCCCUACAGAGACUUUCCCCAUGUUGACCGGAGAUGUGGAUAACGCUGGAAGCCUGAACGCUCAGAUGGUGUGUCUGCUGGCUGAUCGGAUCCGAUCCAAAGCCGUGUUCCAGACCCAUCGCUCUAAAUUCCUCACCUGGCAGAUUGAUGGGGAAUACAGAGGGGACGAUUGCACAGUGACCCUGACGUUGGGGAACCCUGAUAUCCUCAAUGAAUCCGCCAUCCUGGUGACCCAUUUCCUACAGAGCAUCACCCCCAGGCUGGUCCUGGGAGGAGAACUGGUUUAUCAUCAACGAAUGGGAGAGGAGGGAGCCAUCUUUACUAUGGCAGGGAAAUAUAGCGCUCCCAACUGGGUGGCAACGUUAAAUAUUGGCUACGGGGGCGCUCACGCCAGCUACUAUCACAAAGCCAAUGAGCAGAUCCAAAUUGGGGUGGAGUUUGAAGCCAACACGAGGCUCCAGGAGACAUCCUUUGCGUUUGGCUACCACCUGGACAUUCCCAAAGCCAACGUUGUUUUUAAAGGCUCAGUGGACAGUUGUUGGUGCGUAGGGGGCAUCCUGGAGAAAAAACUGCCCCCGCUGCCUGUUACCCUGGCACUCGGGGCAUUUAUGAACCACUGGAAGAACAAGUUUCAUUGUGGCUUUAAUAUCAUGGUGGGAUGAUACCGACUCCCCGCUCUUAGUGCGGAAAUAACUGGUCUCCCUGUACUGGUGACCCAGUGUCCUAAAUAUACAUUCACAGACUGCACCCCCCCACGCCCCUCAAGAGGAGACGAGGCAGAAUUUGUCCCAUGGCCACUUGACCUUGGAACCUGUUGGUAUUGCAAAAAGGCAGCUCCCAAAUGGCCUAUGGACUGUAGCUUCCUUCCUAGUAAUGGUGGCAGAAAGUUUGAGUCAGAACCAGCACCUGUGUCUUUAUCGAUAGGAGCCAGGGCCUUGAUUUUUACCCAGAUAUUAAUUUAUAUUAUUUAUACUCCCUGAAAACUGUACAGUAUAAGGUUAUGUUCAGCGUGUGCCCAGAACAUUCCUUCUCAGUAUCUUUGUAUUUAUACCUAUAGGUUGAAACUGUCAUAAUGUCUGUGUGCCCAGAACAUUCCUUCUUUAUAUGUUUGAAUAUAUAUCUAUAGACUGAAGCUGCCAUAUUAUUGCCCUUAGACACUACAGUAUAAGGCUUCCGGCACCAAAUAUUGAUUUUUAUAAUUUAUACCCCCUUAAAGAACUGUACAGUAUGAGGUUAUGUUCAUUGUGUGCCCAGAACAUUCCUUCUCAGUAUCUUUGUAUUUAUACCUAUAGGUUGAAACUGUCGUAAUGUCUCAGUAUGCCCAGAACAUUCCUUUUCUGUAUAUUUGAAUGUAUACCCAUGAACUGAAGUUGCCAUAUUAUUACCCUUCACACUACAGUAGAAGGUUCAGGCUAUUGUGUGCCCAGGACAUUCUUUCUCUGGAUGUCUGAAUUUAUAACUAUGGACUGAAGCUGCCAUAUUAUUACCCUUAGAUACUACAGUAUAAGGCUUUAGGCACCAAAUAUUGAUUUAUAUCAUUUAUACUCCCAUAAAACUGUACAGUAUGAGGUUAUGUUCAGUGUGUGUGCCCAGAACAUUCCUUCUCAGCAUCUUUGUAUUUAUACCUAUAGGUUGAAACUGUCAUAAUCUCUGUGUGCCCAGGACAUUCCUUGUCUGUAUGUUUGAAUCUAUAUACUUUCAAGGCCCUUAAUAAUGAAGCCCCUCCCUAUAUUUCA